Messenger RNA from Tuber melanosporum (Perigord truffle), 1482 nucleotides. RefSeq lists its product as uncharacterized. The transcript is spliced from 2 exons. Gene Ontology annotation, molecular function: hydrolase activity. The record is from RefSeq and is a predicted model, not a curated record. NCBI's taxonomy places the organism in Eukaryota, Fungi, Ascomycota, Pezizomycetes, Pezizales, Tuberaceae. The coding region runs from base 275 to 1366 and encodes 363 amino acids.
AACCCGGGACCUAUUUAACCGCUAGGUAGAACGAUCUCGGGUAAAUUCCCCAUUCCCGCUUUCCCACACUACUCGAAUACCCUAUCCCCUACCCUGCAGUCCCUUUGAUUACGACGACGUCAGGGAGGAGGUCUGUCUUCCGUGUGUAUCCCCUAUCUCUUAUAAAGUUAGCGCAAACCGACUGGCAAUAAGCUCCAUUCUUCCUCUUCUCCCGGAACCAGCAAACAUCUUCACCAUAUAACCAACCAACGAGAUAAAAUAGAUUCGGUUCAGAAUGCCACCGAUAAUUGACUCUCAUAUUCACCUCUUCACCGAAGACCACCUUCCACACCUCGCCUGGGCAACCCCGGAAAACUCCCUCUACGCCCAAAACUCCAUCCCAGAGUAUCUCUCUGGCAUCCCUCCUUCUGGGCUCGCCGACUUUAAGGGGUUUGUGUUCAUCGAGACGGAUAGACGCUACACCAUCCCCUCUAAUGAGGCAAUUUCUAAAAGUGACACUGUUGCGUUGAAGAAGGCGUGGCAAUGGCCGCUAGAGGAAUUCGAGUUUGUAUAUGGACUUUCAAAGACGCAUGCUCAUGGCAAGUACGUCCUUGGGAUCGUUCCUUGGGCCCCGAUGAAUCUUGGGGUUUUGGCAGUGGAGAGGUUUUACGAGUUGCUGGAUGUUGGAGGGGAAGAGAAUGCCGAGAAGAAGGGAAUGUUGAAAGGAUUUAGGUAUCUCGUGCAGGAUAAGCCCUCGGGGACCAUUGGUGAAGUCAAGUUCCGGGAGAGUAUGGGGUGGGUGUGGAAGAAGGGGCUAGUUGUUGAAAUUGGGGUUGACACCAGGAGUGGUGGAUUGUGGCAGCUGGAAGAGGCUGUUAAGGCUAUUCAAGAAGUUGUCAAAGACUCGGAGGAUGUUGAGGGUGUUGGGGCUUUCGUUGUUAACCACCUUUGCAAACCAAACCUCCAAAUUGAUCCUUCCGAAAUCUCCUCCCACCCAACCUUCCGAACUUGGAAAUCCAACGUCAAAGCCCUCGCCGCUUCCCACCCUUCCAUCGUCAUGAAAAUAUCUGGUAUAUUCGCCGAACUCCCCCACGACGAGUCAUUCUCCAAACUCUCCGCCUCCCAGAAGGAGGGUGCAAUAAUCGCCCAUGUCACCCCCUGGAUCUCUGAAGUCCUUUCCAUUUUCGGUCCUGACCGGGUCAUCUGGGGGAGCGACUGGCCCGUCUGCAAGAUGGGGUUCGAAAAGAUUUAUCCAUCCGGAGAACUUAGUGCGUGGGAGACUUGGCGUGUAUUGGCGGCUAAGGUGAUGCAGAAGCUAGGUCAGGAUGAGGACGCGAUGGAGAAGUUGUUUUCGAGAAAUACUGUUAGGGUUUAUAAACUUAGAUGACGCACCCCAUCGAUGAAUGGUAGUUUGCGGUGGGUGAAUGGGCGGGUGCUUGAGGCUGCGUACGCUGUGGUUUAGACAAGAUUCCCACAAGCAAUGAUAUGCCAGCUGUUAUCUUA